AUGUCUUCUAUUUCAUUUCCUGGAGACUACACCGCUGAGGAUAUUGCAAAAUCUGCCAAAACAGCGUUCCAAGCAUCCCAAUUGAUUUCCUCCGCAGAAAGGGCUAAAGCGCUGCAUGAGAUUCGCAGAGAGCUGGAAGCCACGAAGGAUGAUAUUAUGGUAGCGAACAAGAAGGACCUCGAGGCCGCCCAAAUUGAAGUGGAAGCAGGGCGAAUGUCUAGCUCCUUGUUCAAGCGGCUUGACCUCGGGAAGGGUGAAAAGUGGGACUCGAUGCUUCAAGGUGUAACGGACGUUGCAAAUUUACCAGACCCCACCGGAAUCGUCACGUAUGCGUCUGAGUUGGACGACAGCCUGGAACUGUAUCGCGUGUCGUGUCCCAUCGGUCUGCUGCUGGUAAUCUUCGAGGCGCGUCCGGAAGUUGUCAUCAAUAUCGCUGCUCUGGCCAUUAAGUCUGGUAAUGCGGCCAUUCUGAAAGGAGGAAAAGAAUCAAAUGAGACUACCAGACUGCUGUCUAAAGUAAUUCAGACUGCGCUAUCGCGGACAUCCAUCUCGAGCACCUAUAUUCAAACUAUUCAAACGCGGGCAGAAGUGUCUGCAUUACUCGAAUUGGACCAAUACAUUGAUCUUGUGAUUCCUCGGGGCAGUAAUAGCCUUGUCCGCAACAUCCAAAACAAUACCAGAAUCCCAGUCAUGGGACACGCCGACGGUCUGUGCUCGGUCUAUUUAGACGAGUCCGCUGACAUUGGGAAGGCCAUGCGAGUUGUUUUGGACUCGAAGACAGAUUACCCCGCAGCCUGUAAUGCGGCCGAAACGUUGAUUGUACACGAGAACAUCUUAUCAACUGUCUGGCCAGCCGUCGCCAAGGCUCUCCUCGCUGCGGAAGUCAACCUCCUGUGUGAUACUCCGACCUUGACCGCUCUGAGUGCACUCUCCCCGGUCCCUACCAACUUUACGACGCACGUCCAACCCUCGACGCCAGAUGCAUACACGACAGAGCACCUUAGCCUCACGCUGUCCGUUCUAGCGAUCCCCUCGGUCGCGGACGCGAUCCGCUUCAUCAACGCGCACUCAUCGCACCACACCGAUUGCAUCGUCACGGAGGAUCCUGCAGCCGCGUCCGCCUUCUGCCGUGGGGUCGACUCUGCGGGCACCUUCGUGAACGCGAGCACGCGCUUUGCGGACGGGUUCCGCUACGGAUUCGGUACGGAGGUCGGAAUCAGCACCGGGCGCAUCCAUGCACGGGGACCGGUCGGCCUCGAAGGGCUUGUCACGUACAAAUACAUGCUUCGGAGCAAGGGCGAGAACGGCCACAUUGUAGGGGAGUUUGGUGCAGGGGAGGGCAAGAAGCAGUUCAAACAUACGAGACUCAGCGCAGAGACGGUGCCAUUUUUGACGGAGUGA
This is a messenger RNA of Fibroporia radiculosa, 1401 nucleotides long. RefSeq lists its product as uncharacterized. Gene Ontology annotation, molecular function: NADP binding; glutamate-5-semialdehyde dehydrogenase (NADP+) activity. The transcript has 4 exons. Lineage: Eukaryota; Fungi; Basidiomycota; Agaricomycetes; Polyporales; Fibroporiaceae. The record is from RefSeq and is a predicted model, not a curated record. Bases 1 to 1401 code for a protein of 466 amino acids.